Molecule: messenger RNA, 1405 nt
Organism: Archocentrus centrarchus (flier cichlid)
Lineage: Eukaryota; Metazoa; Chordata; Actinopteri; Cichliformes; Cichlidae
Gene: gemin2
Product: gem (nuclear organelle) associated protein 2
Exons: 10
Coding region: 314-1114 (266 amino acids)
Biological process (GO): spliceosomal complex assembly; spliceosomal snRNP assembly
Cellular component (GO): nucleus; SMN complex; spliceosomal complex
Source: RefSeq, a predicted model, not a curated record
GCGCACAAAGACAACGUCAUCAUUGCGCGUUUUUGUUUUGCGAGGAAAAUGGCGGUCUAGUGAUUUCAUAGUUUGUAAGCAUGGGCAAUGACAGUAGGGUCCUUUGAUUUCUGCAGUACUGAACACGUAGAUAGAGUCAAAAUUUAGGUGGAAAACAGAAACUCGUUGUAGGAUAAUUUCAGCUUAAUAAAAUACACUUGCAAAAAAAAAAAGAUGGCGGUCUACUGUUGGUAGAACAAGUUAGUUUUGGUCGGUUGCUACUCGGUGUUUCAAUUGAGCUCGACAGCUAGCCGAGCUUGCCGGUUCAAUCACAAUGAAGUCGGACGUGGAGGAGUUGAUGCCGCGGCUGCUCCCCGUGGAGUGCGGGUCCGGUACCGGGGAGGACCUGGACCUGAGCGGACCACCGAGAAACCCCCAGGAGUACCUCCGACAGGUUCAGUUGGAGGCGGCAUUGUGCCCAGAGGUGGUGGUCGCUCAGAUUGACCCCAAAAAACUGAAGAAAAAGCAAACAGUGAAUGUGUCUGUGGCAGGGUGUCAUGCUGCUCCAGUGGGUUUCUCUCCAAGUCUCAGAUGGCAGCAGCAGCAAGUCAGUAAUUUCUCUGAAGUCAGACAGAGUAUCACAAGGCACAGGAAACACUGGAGCAGCCAAACUCUAGAUGACAACGUGUUGAUGCCGCGGCUAACAGAUGAGGAGGGUUGGAAGAGGUUUUGUUUGGGAGAGAAGGUCUAUCUGGGCACUUCAUCCCCCCACACCGAUGCACAACCAGAGCCAGCAUUGGACUAUAGCAAGAUGGGGUUCCCUCCUUUCUUAAGCAUCGUCAGCAGACUAAACCAGUCCACAGUGCUGAUGGUGUUGGAAAUCCUCAUCAGCUGGUUUGAGGAACAAGAAUUUGUUCCACAGUUGGGUCGCUGGUUGUACGCUUUAUUGGCCUGUUUGGAGAAGCCUCUGUUGCCUGAAGCCCACUCGUCCAUCAGACAGCUCGCCCGGAGAUGCGCCCAGCUCCGCAGCACGCUGGAUAGCCAGGAGGAUGAGAAACUGCCCGCCCUCAACCUGCUCAUCUGUCUUGUUGCCAGGUACUUUGAGCAGAAUGAUCUGGCAGAUCAGCAAGAGUGAAAAUAAAGCCGAUCUGUUUGACAGCACCGACAUAUGGAGGAACGUGCUGUUCGCAGACUGCUGAUGCCAGCCGUAACAGCACAGUGAAAGUUGAGGCUGAAGCCAAAGCGACUGGAUUACAGACAUCUGGUUACUUUUACACAGAGCAGCACCGGCACAAGGGGACUGCAAGCAAAUGCAGCAGGACCCGUGUUUUUUUUCUUUUCAAAGGACAAGUCGAAGCUUUGAGUUUACAUGUGUAAUUUUGCAUUAAAAUAAGAUUUGUCUAUUAAACUAUCAUUUGUAAGAAAA